This is a messenger RNA of Carassius carassius (crucian carp), 1013 nucleotides long. Its product is annotated as claudin-8-like. The transcript has a single exon. The record is from RefSeq and is a predicted model, not a curated record. Gene Ontology annotation, biological process: cell adhesion; bicellular tight junction assembly. Gene Ontology annotation, cellular component: plasma membrane; bicellular tight junction. Bases 49 to 732 code for a protein of 227 amino acids. NCBI's taxonomy places the organism in Eukaryota, Metazoa, Chordata, Actinopteri, Cypriniformes, Cyprinidae. Gene Ontology annotation, molecular function: structural molecule activity.
CCGUCUACAUCUAAUCAAACACGCUGCGUUCACCUCACUUCUGCCGUCAUGAGGGCUAAGCUGGAGAUCCUGGCUCUGGUUCUGGGCACCAUCGGUCUGGUGGGGACCAUCGCGGUGACCGCCAUGCCCAUGUGGAAGGUGACGGCCUACAUCGGGUCCAACCUCAUCGUGAUGGAGACCCUAUGGGAAGGGUUAUGGAUGGCCUGCAUUCGGCAGGCGGACAUCAACAUGCAAUGCAAAGUCUACGACUCUCUGCUCAUCCUGCCGGCGGACAUCCAGGCGGCCCGCGGGCUCAUGUGCGCCUCCAUCACUCUCAGCGUCCUGGCCGUCCUGGUGUCCGUCUGCGGGAUGAGAGGCACAGACUGCUGCCAUGAUGACUCCAGGGGCAAGAACGUGAUCCUGCUGGUGGGCGGGUGUCUGUUCGUGGUCGCUAGCCUCGCCACUCUUCUUCCGGUCAGCUGGUCCACACACACCAUCAUCAGAGACUUUUACAACCCGUUGGUGUUGGAGGCGCAGAAGCGGGAGAUCGGACAGGCGCUGUAUGUGGGCUUUGCCACGUUCUUGCUCCUCCUGAUCACGGGGGUGAUACUGCUGUGUCGUUACGGCCCCCGCCACAGGAAGGACGAGGAGGAGAAGAAGCCAUACUUCACAGUGGAAGAGGACAAGGCUGGGAUGAGCAUGAUGGGACGGACACCCUCUUCUGACACGUACCGGCAGAGUCAGUACGUCUGACAGACAGAACUCUCUCACUUUCCUUUUUAGUUUUAUUUCUAAGCAAAUUUUGAACUGCAUUUAUGUUUCUUGGCCAUAUGAAUCAGUGUAGUGAAUAUUAAUCAGUGUAGUGAAUCCUGGAUAAUCAGAGCAAAUGUUCCUCAUUAACUACAUUAGUGUCUGAUGAUAUGAUUGUAGAUUAUAUUUUCAAACAUUUUGUGUUGUAGUUCUGUUCUUGUAAGCUAAAACUGACAUUUACUUGGGCAUCCACAAACAUAUGAUUUACUUACUGCUUUUAGAUC